AUGGAACCUGAAUCCUUAAUAUGCCUCUUCGAUUCACUCUGGUUCAAUCAUGGAUUCUUCAAGAAACACACAAACCCAUCAUCUCCUCCCAUUUCUGAUCCACCCAAAAAAAUACCACUAAAUAUAAUUGCAAUUCCUGUUCCCAUUGCCGUGUCCAAGAAGCAGAAGAGCAGGAUGAGAGGAUCAAGAAGGGAGGGGGCAGAGAAGGAAACACCACAGCGGAUCAAGAGCAUAUCAGAGCUAGAAUUAGAAGAACUGAAAGGGUUCAUGGAUCUUGGGUUCGAGUUCUCCGAGGAAGAUGCGAAGAAUUCCAGCCUAGUAGAGAUCAUUCCUGGGUUGAACACACUGAUGAAGAAGAAGAGCUGUGACAAAGCAGCAGAAAACUAUCCCAAACUUGAUAACUCUAAGCCCAGGCCAUAUCUUUCUGAAGCAUGGGAGGCUAUGGAGGAAAAAGAAAGGAGGAAGAUGAAGAAGGCAUUAUUGGCCAAGUGGAGAAUCCCAGCUAUGAGCAAUGAAGCUGACAUGAAACACAAUCUCAGAUGGUGGGCCCACACUGUUGCAUCCACACUCAGAUAA
This is a messenger RNA of Ipomoea triloba (trilobed morning glory), 576 nucleotides long. RefSeq lists its product as uncharacterized. NCBI's taxonomy places the organism in Eukaryota, Viridiplantae, Streptophyta, Magnoliopsida, Solanales, Convolvulaceae. The transcript has a single exon. The coding region runs from base 1 to 576 and encodes 191 amino acids. The record is from RefSeq and is a predicted model, not a curated record.